AUGUCUGCCUCUACGGAUGGCAAGUUGUCUUCCCUCAUAGAGACUGUGCGAGCUUCUCUUGCUCCGCUUGAGAAGGGCUCCAACAAGUCAGCGGAUGAGGAGACAGGCCUCAUCUCGGACAUCCAGUCCCUUGGGUUCAAGGACUACGGGACGCUUGUGCAGUUUCUAAAUGCAUCUGUGACAGGUGUCAACGAUGACAACAAGCACCUUCUCGAGCACCUCGUGCAGCUCCUCUCCAAGCUCCCGCCUCACUCAAAGCAGAUGAAAGGCCUGAGCGAUGGCUUCAUCAACCAGUUAUGGACGACACUUGACCAUCCUCCCGUCUCCUCGCUGGGGGAUCAGUAUAAAUAUCGCCGGGCCGAUGGGUCCUGCAACAACAUCUAUUCGCCGCAGCUCGGCGCUGCUAAUACGCCUUACGCGAGGUCGGUGAGACCCACGGUCUUGCAGAAUCCAGACUUGCCCGAACCAGAGAUUGUCUUUGAGAAGCUUAUGGCACGUGGAGACAAGUUCGAGCCACACCCCCAAGGCAUUUCCAGCAUGCUGUUCUACCUCGCGACGAUAAUAAUCCAUGAUAUAUUCCAGACCUCCCACGCAGACUAUAGCAUCAACCUUGCUUCGUCUUACCUAGAUCUCUCACCACUCUACGGGCGAAACGACGACGAAGUCAAAAUGAUGAGGACCUUUCGGGAUGGCCUCUUGAAGCCGGACUGUUUCAGCUCGAGUCGGAUCCUGGGCUUUCCACCCGGCUGCGGUGUGUUCUUGAUCAUGUUCAACCGCUUCCAUAAUUAUGUUGCUACACAGCUCGCGAUGAUCAACGAGGCAGGUCGCUUCAAGAAGCCCAAGGCUGGCGAUGAGGCAGGGUGGGCAAAACAUGACGAGGACCUGUUCCAAACAAGCAGACUGGUCACCUGCGGCUUAUACGUCAACAUUAUCCUGAAGGAUUAUGUUAGAACAAUCUUGGCCUUGAAUCGGACCAACUCGAGCUGGUCGCUCGAUCCGCGCACAAGGGAGGGUAAGGACCUGUUCAGCAAGCCCGUGCCGGAGGGCGUCGGAAACCAAGUGUCGGCAGAGUUCAAUGUCAUCUACCGUUGGCACAGCGUUAUCUCACUGAAAGACGAACAAUGGACAAUCGCUGAGAUGAAACGCCUCUUGAAAAACCAAAAUCCCGAGACAGCCAGCUUAAGAGACGUCGUCGGAGCGCUGGCGGAGUGGCAGGCUAGCUUGCCUGCUGAACCAGAGGCCCGGACGUUUGAAAAUCUUGCAAGACUACCAGAUGGAACCUUCCGCGAUGAUGAACUGGUCAAGAUAUUGACCGAUUCCGUCGAUGAUGUCGCCGGUUCCUACGGGGCUAACAGAGUCCCGCGCUGUAUGAAGGCUAUCGAGGUCCUCGGUAUUUUGCAGGCCCGCCAUUGGAACCUUGGGACUUUGAACGAGUUCAGAGAGUUUGUGGGUCUCACGAAACACACAACCUUUGAAGACAUCAAUCCGGACCAGAAUGUUGUAGCGCAUCUGAGGCAGUUGUACGACUCUCCUGACAGCGUUGAGAUGUACCCAGGCCUUGUUGCCGAAAAGGCAAAGCCCCCGAUGUCUCCAGGGAGUGGGCUCUGUGGCAAUGUGACCAUGACACAAGCGAUCCUGUCUGACGCUGUGGCUUUGGUGCGAGGCGACCGGUUCUACACGGUCGACUACACGCCCAAGGCUCUUACAAACUGGGGUUUCAACGAAGCGAACUACGACACUUCAGUCGACGGCGGCCAAGUCAUGCACAAGCUCAUAUUCAGGGCUUUCCCAAACCAUUUCUCUUACAACAGCAUUUACGCUCACUUUCCUUUCGUUACUCCAUCUGAGAACCAGAAGAUUCUUAAGUCUCUGGGGACUUGGGAACAGUACAGCUGGGAGGCACCUCGUGCACGCCAACCUCCGAUUAUGAUCAAGUCCCACAAGGCCUGCACAGAGAUUCUAAAUGAUGACAAGAACUUCAAAGUAGUAUGGGGAGAAGCUAUUGUUUCCCUGACGAACAAUGACGACGCCCCGGGAGUGGGUGGGGACUUCUGUCUCAGUGGUGACCGCAAAGCCAACCGGUCCAAUCGUGAAUACAUGAACAAGUGCCUCUAUCCUCAUGGGUGGGAGAAUGACACCAAGAAAUUCUUCGCAGCGACAAUGGACCGGCUCCUGAGCAGGAACGCUUAUGCCAACUCUGAGACACCGCGCACAUUCGAGGUCGAUAUUGUUAGAGACGUCAUCUCCUUGGCAACGACACACUUCAGCGCCGCACUGUGGUCACUGCCGAUCAAGACGGAGGCAACUCCUCACGGGAUAUACACCGAACAGCAACUCUUUGGCCUGCUACUAGCCGGGUUCGGAGCCAUAUUUUUCGACGCCGACAUCGCCAACUCGUACAAAUUGCGCUCGCAGUCCCGUGUGUUGGCGCAGCAACUUGGCAAGCUGAUGACGCUGAAAGCCAAGCUGGUGGACGCAGGGGAUGGGAUUGUCGCUGCGUGGCUGGACACAGUGAAGGAGAGCAUCAGUGUCAUUGGGAAUAUCGUCAAUGGCAAUGGGGUCAAGAAGGCCAACACAACCCCGGAAUGGCCCGACCUUAGCCUCUACGGAGAUCGCAUGAUCAAGCGCAUGCUGAGGGAGGGCGGCUCCACGCCGGAGCAGGUUGUUUGGGGUUCGCUUCUGCCUGCGUCGGUAGCCGCCUGCGCAAACCAGACCGAGGCGUUGAGUCAGGCCGUCGACUAUUACCUCGGUGACGGGAAGCAGCACCUGCCUGCGAUGUAUGCCCUCGCACACCAGAACACAGAAGAUGCCGAUGAGAAGCUGAAGAAGUACAUGCUCGAGGGCGUUCGUCUCCGUGGGGGAGUAGCCAUAUCCCGAGAACUGGCAAGCGAUCAGCUUGUCCGAGAUUUCUCUCCUUCUCAGCCCGACUCGUCUGACCCGAGUGGCCCUAACCCCACACCGAAUGCAAAUCCGGACAGUAGCAGCAUCACACAUAAACUCAAAGCAGGCACACGUGUCCUUCUCUCUCUCACCGCGGCCAAUCACGACGGCACCGUCUUCCCAGACCCGGAGACGGUCCGUCUCGACCGUCCGAUCAAGAACUACAUCCACACCGGCUGGGGCCCCCACCUCUGCCUGGGGCAGGACAUGAGCAUAGCCGGCCUGACUGUCGUCUUCAAGAAGAUUGUCGGGUUGAAGAAUCUGCGACGCGCUCCGGGCCGGAAGGGGGAGACCAAGUCCUUUCCUGCUGCGAUCUGGAACGGGCAGGUUGGUGCCGAACGCAAUCCUGGUGUAGGAUGGACAGGGCUCAGAACUUACAUGACGCCUGAUCAGAGUUCUUUCUGGCCCAUCCCAAGCACGUUGAAGGUGCAGUGGGAUGAGUAG
Diaporthe amygdali is the source of this 3384-nucleotide messenger RNA. Its product is annotated as fatty acid oxygenase. The transcript is spliced from 4 exons. Gene Ontology annotation, biological process: response to oxidative stress. Gene Ontology annotation, molecular function: oxidoreductase activity, acting on paired donors, with incorporation or reduction of molecular oxygen; iron ion binding; monooxygenase activity. The record is from RefSeq and is a predicted model, not a curated record. Lineage: Eukaryota; Fungi; Ascomycota; Sordariomycetes; Diaporthales; Diaporthaceae. The coding region runs from base 1 to 3384 and encodes 1127 amino acids.